GGCACCUGCCUGCACCGCUUCUGCCGGGACUGCCUGCGCCGCCACGCGCAGACGGUGAUCAGGAGCAGGGCGCAUCCCGUGCCGUGCCCACAGGUGGCCUGCGGCGCCGCCAUCUCCUCCCCAGAGUGCGAGCUGCUGCUGGCCGCCUCCGCCGUGGAUGUGGCCAUGUACAAGCAGGCGGAGGCCAGCAUCCCUGACCACCACCGCUUCUACUGCCCCAGCCCCCACUGCUCCACCCCUCUCCACCUGGAGAGCGACCCCGCUCCCGAUAGCCCCAUCUCCUGCCCCGCCUGCUCCACCAAGACCUGCGCCUGGUGCCGCACCGUGUGGCACAAGGGCUUCUCCUGCCAGGAGUACCGGGAGCUGCCCUGCCACCUGCGCCAGCCAGAGGAUCUGGCACUUCUGUCGGUGGCGCAGCGCAGGCGGUGGCAGCAGUGCGGCAAGUGCAAGCACAUGAUUGAACUGGGGGAGGGGUGCCGCCACAUCACCUGCAAGUGCGGCUACGAGUUCUGCUACUCGUGCGGCAAGCCC
Messenger RNA from Chlorella variabilis, 531 nucleotides. RefSeq lists its product as hypothetical. Gene Ontology annotation, biological process: ubiquitin-dependent protein catabolic process; positive regulation of proteasomal ubiquitin-dependent protein catabolic process; protein polyubiquitination. The annotation marks the transcript as partial. The record is from RefSeq and is a predicted model, not a curated record. The transcript has 3 exons. Gene Ontology annotation, cellular component: ubiquitin ligase complex; cytoplasm. NCBI's taxonomy places the organism in Eukaryota, Viridiplantae, Chlorophyta, Trebouxiophyceae, Chlorellales, Chlorellaceae. Gene Ontology annotation, molecular function: ubiquitin conjugating enzyme binding; zinc ion binding; ubiquitin protein ligase activity.